AUGCCCAACACCGCCGACCUCCAAGCCCGGUAUGCGCAAGAGCGCGACAAGCGGCUGCGACCCGACGGCUUUCAGCAGUACACGCGUCUUCCCAGCAAAGGAGACAAGCCGCUCGCCAAUGACCCGUGGAUUGACCAAGGGCAGCAACAGGAAGCGGGCCCACUCAAGGACGGUGAUAGCAUCCAGUUCCUCAUCAUCGGCGCAGGCCACGCAGGGCUGCUAGCAGGAGGACGGCUAGUAGAAGCGGGCUUCUCAGCGAAGGGUAUAUACCUGGUGGACGUGGCGGGCGGCUUUGGUGGAACAUGGUACUGGAACCGGUACCCAGGCCUGCAAUGUGACGUGGAGAGCUACAUCUACAUGCCUUUCCUCGAGGAAACGGGCUACGUGCCCAAACACAAGUACGCAUCGGGCGAUGAGAUCCGCCAACAUUGCGAGCGCCGCGACAUGGGACGAGGGACGGAGGCGCUGGGUGGUCCCAUGCGAAAGGAGCACGGCAAUGGCGAGGAAAUGACCAUCUUGACGCAGUUUUUGAUUCCAGCCAGUACAAUCUUCACAGAACCCAGAAUGCCCAAACUCAAUGGUUUCGACGAACUGCGCGCCAACAUCCCCGUCUUCCACACGGCACGCUGGGACUUCAACUGCACUGGCGGCUCACCGACAGAUGCUACUCUCUCCGAGCUGAAGGGCAGGCGCGUUGGCGUCAUCGGUACUGGCGCAACGGCGGUGCAGGUGAUACCACAGGUAGCACAUUGGGCUGGCCAUCUAUACGCCUUCCAGCGCACACCCUCGUACUGCGUGCCGCGUCGCCAGCAGGCCACAGAUGAUAGCACAUGGACACGUGACGUGGCGACGGGACCUGGCUGGCAGCGCGCUCGCCGGCUCAACUUCGACACUUUCUUCGAUGGUGAGAAGCAUCCAGCGGACCACCCAGACCUCGUCAGCGACGGCUGGACUCAAUUGGCGCGAGGUUUCGCGGGCUUCAUUGGGGGUCCGCGCCUUGUGACGCCCCAGAACGUAGAAGAGCACGCUCGCGCGCUGUAUGAAAUGGACGUGCCGCUAGCGGAGCAAGCACGAGCACAUGUGCGGAAUAGUGUGGUGAAGGACUCAGCCACGGCAGAGAAGCUACAGCCAUGGUAUCCUAUGUGGUGCAAACGGCCGACGUUCCAGGACGGAUAUCUGUCCGCCUUCAACCAGGAGAAUGUCACACUCGUAGACACGGAUGGCAAGGGCGUGGAGCGGUGCACGCCACGGGGUCUCGUUGCCAACGGAGUCGAGUACGAGCUUGACGUGCUGAUUCUGGCCACGGGUUUCCUGCUGGCAACGGGUGAAAACGCGGCGCCUGCCGAGCUCUUUGGCAUCCCCGUCAUUGGCCGCAACGGCCGCCGUCUCAAGGACAAAUAUGGCGCUGCCGACUUUGGUACGAUGCAUGGUAUCGUCACAAAUGGCUUCCCCAAUCUGCUUUACCCCGGUCUCGGCAACGGAGCAGGCUUGCCAAACCUCACCGCCGUCUACGACAUCGAGUCUACACAUCUCGCCAACGUAUUGAAGGAGGCUGCGCGUCAGGCUCGGGACCCUGCACAGCUUGUCAUCGAGCCGACUAAAGAGGCAGAGGAUGCGUGGAUGGACGAGAUAGAGAAGCGGGCGCUGUGGUAUUCUGUUGUGAUAGCUUGCACCCCAGGCUACUUCAACCACGAGGGCGCCACGUUACGCCUUGCUAAUAGCGACCCUGAGAAGCGGCGGCUGGCGAUGCGAAAGGUGCUUCAUGGAGGGGGCAUGGCUAUGUACGAGCGCAUAGUCCGCGAAUACGAUGCGAAGGGCGAUCUUGAGGGCUUCGAGGUGUCGUGA
This is a messenger RNA of Alternaria atra, 1845 nucleotides long. RefSeq lists its product as uncharacterized. The coding region runs from base 1 to 1845 and encodes 614 amino acids. The transcript has 2 exons. The record is from RefSeq and is a predicted model, not a curated record. NCBI's taxonomy places the organism in Eukaryota, Fungi, Ascomycota, Dothideomycetes, Pleosporales, Pleosporaceae.